CACCCCCCCCCCCACAUAUAUCCUGUAUGCAUAGGAUAUCCCAGUUCUUGUAUGCAUAAAUAAAUAAAUCUUAAAAAAAAAAAAGAGAGAGAGAGAAUCCUGAAACCAGUGCUGGCCCAGUAUGCUCAAAUUUUGCAUAAAAGCAACUAUUAUCAUUGUUAUUUGAUGGCAGCUCUGUAGGGGCAGCAGAAUGUCAGGGACAUGGUGACACUCAACAUCAUGCAGAUCAUGCUCGAAUCCAGUCAGUGCCUUCCCACUGACCUUGAAACAAAUCUAAAUGCUCUCCCACAGUCUGUAAGGCCCUAUGUGAUCUAAUCGGGGGUCACUUCUUCCACCUUAUCUCAUACCCCUCGCCUCCUUGCUCUUUGUUUUCCAUCUGCACUCUUUUCUGUUUCUCAGUAAUGCCAGGCUCUUUGUCACCUCUAGGGCUCUGCAUGUCCCUCUUCCUCUGCCUAAACCACUCUGCCCCCAGACCCUUUCCCUCCUCAUGUCAAAUGCUAUCUUCUCUUACCUUUUCAGGUUAAAAUUGCUCCCUCCCCCAGAGACUAUCUCAUAACACUGUUUCAUUUUCUUCAUCACACUUACUGUUAUCAGAAAUUACCUUGUUUCCUUGUUUAUCCUCUGUCUCCUCCUAAAACAUAAGCUUCAGAAGGCAGAGAGCUUAUCAGGGGUGUCCUCCUCUGCAUACUUAGAUUUAGAAUGAUGCCUACGGUAUAGUAGGUGUUCAAUAAAUAUUUGGUGAGUGGAUGAAUGAACAAAGGCUGCCAAGACUGUAGGACAAAGUUGAGUGGGCCCUCCCUGGGGAUGCUCCAGACCUGUGUGGGGCGUGGGAGGUAGUUGCUGGAAACUUUUUGUACUGUUCACUAGGAUUCUCCUGGGUCUCCCAGGCCAGAUUGGAUUUUGAAGCUAGGCCCCUGAGCCUGAGCAGCUUUGUAACUAAAGUUGAGAAUACAGGUGAUUAGCAACCAGCACCAUAAUCACCUACCAAUCAGGGUAUGGGGACAGUGUCCUGGAGGGCCCCAUCUGGAACAGGUGGGGCCCUCCAGCACCCUUUAGUAGCUGGAUCAUAGGAAGGCUGUGGUAGGGGCUGCACUGUGGGUGAGUAUCUGUUUAGCAGCAGGAGCAGAAGUAUUGCAGUGUUCUAAUCACCAGUGCCUCAGUCACAUGGGUGAUGUGGGUAAGCUUGAAAAGACCAGGAUGGUGUGGUUUCAGAACCCGAAUUCCAAAGCAGCUAAGCUGCUGGUUGUGUUUUUGUGGCUAUCUAGGUUACUGAUCCUCCCUUUCCUGCCCCCCACCCUCCCCCUCCCACCAAGCACACAUACUUCUACAAAUCAGGUGAAAGGAGCAGAGGGCCCAAGGUUGAGAGUUAAUCAGAGGCAGGGUGGGAACCUCAAGGUAGCUGAUAAGAACUCACAUGUCUGUCUGAGACAGGGCAGGAAAGUCAUAUUUUAGCUCCUGCAAGCCUUAGAGCCUUUCUUGGUCAAGGAUGGGGUGUAUUCAGUCAUAUUUCCCUUGCCCUUCCCGCAGUUGCUGAUCUCAAUUCCCAGGGUCUCAGGGGUGGGUUCCAGCAAGUCCCCUCUAGCUGGCAGGUCAGGCCCAGGCAGGUGAGGACACGUUGGGAGACACCCUUGUUGACAGGUGGUGGGCGAACUUUCCUUUGCUGCCACCUCCAGCAUUCUCCCCAUUGCCACCCCCAAUUCUCCACACCCCCCAAGGAUUCCCUGGAAGCUGAAGUGACUCAGGGAUUCCAAAACUAGUCACCCCAGGAGGAAACCCCUCUGGAAAAUGUUUCUCAUCACAGGGAGUCACCCUAAGGAAUCCCAGAGAACUGCUAUUGAGAUAAGAGCAGAGCCUGGCGGGGGCGGUGACGGGGAACCCGGGAGGGUGGCUGAGGUGUGUGGCUCAAGAUACAGGUUACUGGUUCAGGCCUGCUUGGCACAGGGUGGAUAAGGCCAAUCCUUUGGAUGCCUAUGUGCUUGGAGGGCACCUUCCCUCUGCUUUUCAGGAGUUUCCUCAAAGGAGGUCCUAGUACAGAAGCAGGGUGACAACCAGAAGCCACUCCUGAAAGACCCUGUCCUGGAAAACCCAGUCUGGGUCCCCAGCAGCAUCAGCAAGUGAAAAAAAUAGCCUGGAUCUCUUCCAGCUCUUUCUAGCACCACCUCCUUGGGGGGUGCUCGGAGCCAAGAUCAAGAGAUAUGGCCAAAGUCAUUCUUCAGUUCUGCUCCCUGGACCCUGAGGCUCUGAUAGUUUAGCGAGAUACCCAUAAGGAUCCAGUUCUUCUACAAGAGCACUAACAUCAUUUCUGGGCUUGGGGGUUUCUCAGGAACACUACAAGCCACUACAGGGGACACGUGCCAGAGCAAAGGCUGGGGAAAAGGAAGCUAGAGCAAUGGAUCCCAGCCAACAGGGCUAAUAUCUAACUAAGUGGGCAGGAAUGCCCUGUGACCUGGGGCUGGUUCAGAUGAGACCUGUCCCAGUCUAGUAAGAAAGCAUUUACUGCAGGAGCUUCCCUUCCAUUUGCAGACAAGCUGACUCUGUGCCAGGUGCUUAGAUUCGAGUUGGUCAGGGCUAGAGUGGAAAACCAGAUCUGCUGCUUCCUGGGGUAUAUAACUAUUUUCUUUGGGUCUUAGUUUCCUAUCUGUAACAUGGGGAUGUCAGUUUCAUUCUCACAAUUUUAUUGUAAGGAUGAAAUGAACUGACCCAUGUUGUAGGACUUGAUACCAUCAUGGCAUCCGAUGCACAGGAGCUGAGAUUAUCAAUGUCUGGAAGGGUGUCUGGGAGCAAAGGUGCAGAGAGUGGGCUGGGGGAACGCGGCCUUCUCUUCCUGGUCUCAGUGCUCCUCCUGAGUGUCGCUGUUCUCCCAGCCACUACAUAUUCUCCUCAUCCCUGCCCAUCACUCCCCCUUGUCAUCCAUGGCCAGUUCCAGGCUGCCCACACUCACCAGAGCAGCUUCUCCCAUUUCUCCAGAAUGCCCCCUCAUCUCCUCACUCCUCAGCUUUGGGGCUGCUUUGUCCUAAAGCAUUUGAGGGAUUCCUCCUCACUCUGCAGUUCAAGUUAUUCCUUGUUCUCCUUGUUUAUUUCCGGAGUCCUUGGUUACCAAAGGUAUAUUUUCUAAGGGAAAACACAUGCAAAUCUGAAACACAUAAUGCUAAGAGACAUUUGUGUUCGUGUUGUGGUGGGGAAUUGUGGGUGUGGAGGAUGAGGGGGAUUGAUGGGCAGAGAUGAAGAGAAAACAUGUUGGGGGGAAGUAGGCUCUGGCCCCCCAGAGCCCCCCAGAGACCCUAGGUGGGGUAGCCCCCUGCUGAGCUGUGUCUUUAGGGUCAAGCCCAGCUUAGGGUGCCUUUCUGGAGCUCACAUAACUCCUCCUGGCUAAUAGUUUCCAUGGACGUGGGGGCGCUGAGGCUGGAUGGGCUCACCCCAUGCCCUGAGAGUGGCCGCUCCCCCUGUUAUGGCCCUUGUCCCCAGUGUCCUGUGAGUGGGGGUGUCGGCAGGCUGAUCCUGGAACUGGGGCUCAAUCGGGUCUUAGGUGGGGCUGUCACCAUACCCCCCUCUUUCUGGUCUCACCUUCUUGUUUGUGCUAUGCAGUCUCCUCCACCUGCUUCCAUCAGACCCUGUGCCUCCAGUCAUCAAACUUACGGGGUCAGGGCCUUUUUGGCAAUCCUGAUGGGUUAGGCCGAUAUCCCCAGCCCUGGGGAUGUCAAGGAAACUGCCCCUGAAAAGGGAGGGAAGUUAGAGAAUGGCCAAUGGACAAAGUAGAGAAGUCUUAGAUGACAGGGGUGUCAUUAAAGGGAAGGGAGAGGCCAGAGAGCAGCAUGGUUGAGGGUCAAAGGUGAUAAAGGGAAAGGGAAAUGUUCACUGAGGUGACUGAUAAGGAGGCGGGAAUAGAGGAGACAAGAUCCUGGGUGGGAGCAGCAGAGAUCCUGGAAAGGAGGCCUCUUUAAAGAGACCAGAUGAUGUUCCUUAAUUUUGGGUACCAAACCAAGCAGGGAAAUUCCCAUAAUGCCCAUUAUCAAAGGCUAGCAGGACAGAAUACUAAUAUUAUUCUGACCCCACGCCCGGAAAAGUGUCAAUGACAAAGUUUACCCAAUAAGCCAUCUGCCUGACCAGGAUGUUAAUCACAACUUCCAUGAGUAUAGCGUUUUAAGAACAUUUGGAAAGACUCAGGUUUUUUUGGGGGUUUGUUUUGUUUUGUUUUAAUCUCAGGCCACUCCCUUAAAGGUAGUGGAAAUAAAUUUGAAUAAACAAAACAUCUUUCUGAAAAUAAAACCAGGACUCCUAAACUGCUCUAGUCAGCCUGCUCCACAAGGCCCUGCCUCCUGUCAGCCAGUGCAGCACCUCCCUGGCAAGCAGUAGCCAACAUGUACCAGGUGAUUACAUUCUUGGCAAUGGUUGUGGGGACCCACACCAUCAGUUUGCGGCUGCAGAGGGACUGUACUCAUUGGCCCAGCUGCUGUCACGGCCAAAGCAAAGGACAUGACCCUAAGGAGGAAUGGCUGAAGUGGAACUCCGUGCUCGUGUCUCCGCCAGAGGCGGCCAGCCUCACCCACAACAGUGAAUCCUGCAGGGCCAGUGAAGACGGACCCCUCAGCAGCAGGUCCAUCUCCCCCUGGAGAUAUGUGUUGGACAGGGACUUGAACCGGCUCCCCCAGGACCUGUACCAAGCCCAUUGCCUGUGCAAGCACUGCGUCAGCCUACGGACGGGCUCCCACAUGGACCCCCUGGGCAACUCGGUGCAGCUCUACCACAACCAGACCGUCUUCUACCGGCAACCCUGCCCCGGACAGCAGGGGGCCCGCAAUGGCUACUGCCUGGAACCCAAGCUCUACCCUGUCUCCUUGGCUUGUGUGUGCGUGCGGCCUCAGAUGGUGGCCUAGUCGUGCCCGUACACGCCUGGUCCUGGUCAGAGCAGAGCUGAGCCACGACGCCCACAUGCUCAACCUUCCAGGGCACCACCGUGAGCAGCAGGAUCCUGGGGACAGGAAUGGGGACUUCGGGGAAUGGCACUUUGCACUUUUCGGAGUGGAUGGGAGAUGCAGGAGGAAGCGAAGGGCGCAGCAGGGCCCGUGGCACUGGCAGCAGGGUCCUGGCUUCUCCUCUGACCAUCUCUGGGGCCACCACGCCUGUCUAUUCGUUGUCUCCUGUCCCAGCCGCCCGGCCCGGCACAGGCACUUUCUUGAUAUUUUCCCCUUUGCCAGUGGAAAGCCCCGCAUUUCAUUACUCAUUUAUUCACUCAUUCACCAAAUACUAGGUGAGCCCUACUUUGCACACAUCCUGGCGUAGUUGCUAGUUUUUUGAUAUGGGUAAUGAGGAAAAAGCUGUUAAUGAACAUGGAGAGA
Molecule: messenger RNA, 5336 nt
Organism: Talpa occidentalis (Iberian mole)
Lineage: Eukaryota; Metazoa; Chordata; Mammalia; Eulipotyphla; Talpidae
Gene: IL25
Product: interleukin 25
Exons: 3
Coding region: 4359-4874 (171 amino acids)
Cellular component (GO): extracellular region
Molecular function (GO): cytokine activity
Source: RefSeq, a predicted model, not a curated record